Pelmatolapia mariae (spotted tilapia) is the source of this 2618-nucleotide messenger RNA. Its product is annotated as protein tyrosine phosphatase type IVA 2-like. Gene Ontology annotation, biological process: protein dephosphorylation. Gene Ontology annotation, cellular component: nucleus; cytoplasm. NCBI's taxonomy places the organism in Eukaryota, Metazoa, Chordata, Actinopteri, Cichliformes, Cichlidae. The record is from RefSeq and is a predicted model, not a curated record. Gene Ontology annotation, molecular function: protein tyrosine phosphatase activity. The coding region runs from base 913 to 1419 and encodes 168 amino acids. The transcript is spliced from 8 exons.
AUCAUGUCCUACGUUGCUAACUUGACGUUUCUUUUCAACAUGUCUCCCUCGCAGACUCUCGUCCAUUAUUAGAAGCUUCUGGAUAUUUUGUGAAACUGCUUCGUUUUGUUAGCACUAAGCUAACGGGCCGUUAGUCAGCCAGGACCCAGAAAAACAGCAGCAGCAUCAUCAUCAAUGGUUUGUCUACAUCCCGGAGCCGUCACAUUUUCCUGUGUCCGCUCAAUGAACCAUCUCCUCAGCUCUCAUCACGGCUGCACAUGUAUGGCGUUUGCGAGGCUUGGAGGGGAGUUUUGCCAAGCCCAGCACCUGCUGCUUAUUGUGGACAAGUGAAUAGGAGACGUCAGCUAGGCACACUCACUGCCAUUCACGCACACAGGUCCCUACUGCCAUCCCGUUCAACCCUUAUGAAGAAGAGCCACCCUGCAGUCUGUGAGCUGUCUCGGAGAGAGGGGCAAGCAUUGGUUUCAGCCUGGGGGUUUCCUCUCUGCUCUUCUUCUUUCCAGCUUUUCCUCUCCUCCUCUUCUUCUUCUGCUGUGAUUUGUACAAGUCUUCUCUGAAUGGGCUAAUAGAGUUGAAAGAAAAGGAGGAGAGAUCUGAUCUUUUUCAGUCUUGAUUCAAUCCGCCAGAGUUUAACUCUUGCCAAGCCAAUUUUACUUUUACUUUAUUGCCAAGGCAAUUUUUUUUUCUAUUUCUUGACCAAAAUUUUGUAUUUUCGUGAGAUUGAUUUAGUAACAUUCACUAAAAAACACUAUUGUUUUUCUUUAAGUGGGAAGAUUUUGUUUGUUUGUUUGCUUUGCAUUUUGUUUUUUAACAGUCAGAAGGGUUUUUCCUCAGACUCUGUUACUCCACUCUUUGAAGCACAGUACUUUCCAGACUUUUAUUCUUUAUUAAUAAGCUUCUCUGGGUAUAAAAAUGAACCGGCCGGCUCCAGUGGAGAUCUCCUAUGACUGUCUGAGAUUCCUCAUCACGCACAAUCCCACCAAUGCACAACUCGGAAGGUUUAUAGAGGAUCUGAAAGCAUUCGGAGUAAACACCUUAGUGCGAGUGUGCGCUGCCACGUAUGACAAGACACCGGUGGAACAAGAAGGCAUCCAGGUUCUGGAUUGGCCAUUUGAUGAUGGAUCCGCCCCCCCAGACCAGGUGGUCGAUGAUUGGCUGAGCCUUCUGCAGACAAAGUUUCGAGACGAGCCUGGCUCCUGUGUGGCUGUGCACUGUGUAGCUGGAUUGGGACGAGCGCCCGUGUUGGUGGCUCUGGCUCUAAUUGAAUGUGGGAUGGAAUACGAGGAUGCGGUGCACCUAAUAAGACAGAAGCGCCGUGGAGCUUUAAAUGCCAAGCAGCUGCAUUACCUGGAGAACUACAAGCCUAAACUGUGUCUGCGCUCCAAAGAUGCCAACGGGCAAAGCUGCUGUGUACAGUAGGACUCUUUGCAAAAAGAAAGUGGAGGUUUUAAAGGGUUUUUUUUCCGUUUCUUUGGUUUCAAACCUCCCCUGAACAUGUAGCAAAAACCCACAAAUACUUAAACAGAGAUUUAAAAGCUUGUUUGUCUGUAAUGUAAAAAUAAAAAACCCCAAUAAGAUGUGAUGAAUAAUGCAGCUGGCAGUGUGUUUGACAGUGUUCUAUAGUCUGCAGCUUGAUAUUUGCUCUAAGCUAAAUGCUGAAUAAAUAGAGGCUUGUUGGUUUAUUGCACAUCAAUCUACACAGUGACUGGGAGUGAUUUAUUUAUGAGUCUGUCCUCACUGAUCAAAUCAAUGUCCUGCAACCAGAAUGCCAGAAGAAUUCAGUUUGAAAACACACAAUAUUUAAGAUGAAAACAUAUGAUGACAUGUGUUCUCAGUGUGAUGCAAAUGUUAGAUUAUCUACUUUCCUUUUAUGUCCCAAAUCAGUCAUAAGCUUCUGUAGAACAAACUUGUGUUGGCUAUAAAUAUUUGGCGCUGACCUCCAUGGAAGUGGACUAACAUGUGGAAGAACAGUUGUUGAAUGUAUUACCAAAGGAACAUGUAAAGGCUUUGGUAGAUUAUCCUAGUAACUGAUAAGCAUUAAGAACAUAAUUAAAAUCAUCCAAAUAUUCUCAUUUCUUGCACAGCAUCAUACACGUUUGAGAGCCAGUGAACAGUAUGGGGUAUUAAUCUGCCCGCUAACACUAAAGCAUGGAUAAUCUGCUCGAUGAAAAUCUGUGAUCCACUCUCGGGUCCAUUCAGACGCAUUAAUGUUCACUAUUAGACGUUAGGGAAUAAGUUAGCAACACAAUCAUUCAGAUGAUUUUAGAGCCAAAGUUGUUCUCAUCUCUCUGAUCAAUAGGAUAAUCUCUCAAAUACUUUAUGUGUUCCUGUUGCAACAACCAUGUAAUGGCACUGUGGAGCCACAAUGGCUGCCACUGCAACAUUACUGGCCAUAGUUCUCAUCAAUCUCUGGCUCCACUUAGCUCUUCGGUCAGUGUUUGUAAGAUGUAUCUGGUCUUUGUGCCAUUAUUUUCUUAUAGAUUUUAUUUUAUUUGUUCCUUCCUGUAUCCUGUAUCUGUUUGUAUCUGUUAUUUAUUGUUUCUUUGUGAGAUGUUUGUCUGAUGGAUAGGGGGAAAAAAAUCUUAGUCUUGGAAAAUUAAAGUGUUUAGUAAUCAUAA